CACUGCGAACGCCCUUGGGGUAUUGGGAUCACAAAGGUAAUUAAAGAGAAGCCUCUGGGCCUGGCGUGGCUGAGUGCAGCCAGGGUCCUGAUCACAGGAACUGGGGGGCAGCGGGUACAGGCAGCCAGGCUCCUGCAGCCACCCCUCCCCCAGGGCCCCCCACUGUCUCCCUGUCAGUGGCCCUGAGAGCUCAGCCUCCCAGCUGCCCAGGGUGGAGAAGGGGUCCCUCAGGUGGGGGAAGGAGAGAGAGGAGCAAAUUCUCCAAUUCGGGAGCGGAGCAAAAGGGGAAAAGGUCCCUUCCCCUGAACUGUCUGAACUUGUGUUUAGCUGUGACCCCCUCAGUACCUUUCCCAGACCUGAAUCUGUGAUCUCAAAAGCUUGUCUCUCACACCAACGGGAGUUGGUCCAAUACAAGAGAUUAACAGCGUCCCCACCCCCUUGGUCCAAUACAAGAGAUUAACAGCGUCCCCACCCCGGUCACUCCAAUAUCCUUCAACCCUCACGCUGCUACAACACCACCACCGGACAUUGCCCUCGGGCCAGUGAUGAGACACCGGUGGAAGGAGGGAGGGGGACUGAGAACAAAGAUUAGACUGAUAUUCGGAGGCAGACAGCUGGAAGAUGCCAGGAGUCUGCAGCACCAAGGGGUGACCAAUCACGGCACUAUCGAUCUGCUGCUACGCUUGCGCGGUGGUGGUGGUUUUCCAGUCCGCGACUUUCCUGCUGGAACUGCACAAUGCAGAGAGGAAGCCCAGCCACAUUCGUCAUCUCCAGACAAAGCAGAACUUGAGGAACAAACACGACAAGCAAGAAGAGCAGUGGCUUCGUUUCGAUACUCUGUCGUGUUAAAGGGAAAAUGCAACAGGUGUUUCGGAGUGAUCCUUCCAGAGGUAACGCCAGAGAUUGUUCCAGGCACAGAGGAGAACAAGACUGUCUACAGAGCUCGCAUCCCCAGUGCUGGCUCCUUCCACUGCUCCGAAACGGGGCUUGGCUUUGAGGUGAGCGCAGCAGUGACCGUCGAGUAUGAAUAUGGCUCCUGGGCGGAGAGUCUGAGCCCAUCUGCCAGGCAGGAGUGGAUGGUUGCCGGCCCCCUGUUCCACAUCAGGGCCGAGCCCGACACGGUGCGAGCCGUGCACCUCCCCCACUUCGUGUGCCUUGCAGACGGAGGGGAUUUAAGUUCAUGCAAAAUCGCCCAUUUUGAAGCUGGCCACAUGACCCUGGAAACUCCAGCGAGAAUCUAUGUCUUCCGUGUUGUCCUGGAGAAUCCCAGCUUCUCCCAGCUCGGCGUGCUUUGGAGAAAGAUACGUUCGACCAUAACAUUUAUUCCCGUCCAUUCCCUUGUGCUGAUCUACCGGGCACUCAGGGCUGCAGACAUAACUCUCCAUCUCUACCUGAUACCCAAUGACCACUCACUCAAGAAGGCCAUUGAAGAAGAAGAAACGAAGUUGGAGUCAAAGCACAUUCCCAAACCUCCUCAGACCAAUGCGCUGUACUUUGGAUCUCAGUAUGAGGUGUCUGGUACAUCAGAGCUAAAGAUAACACCUGACCAGCUGGAGCUCUGCUAUAGAAGCCCUGCAGACCAGCAGUCAUAUAUUGAGCUCUACAUGAUGGAUAUGGAGAAGGAAAUCAAGCUUCACAUGAAAGACAGAAAAGAUGGGAAAUUGGUUUGGAAGACGUUUUUGAGGCCAGGGGACGUUAAAAUUCCUGCAGCAUCCUCCCAAACACUCACAGCUCAAGGCGUGUCCUUUGUGAAGAAGCACCGGGAGGAGCUCCGUAACCGAAUGGGAUUGAUCUAUCCCAUCCUGGCGCGCUUACGGGACAUAGAGGCAAUGAACAGUGAUGAAGAAGAGGAGCUGCUUAGUAUGCAGAACAGACGAAAGGUGAUGAACGAUGCCUUACUGCAGCUGGUUGAGAGGAAAGGAGCUCAGGCCCAAGAAGAACUCUACCAGAGUCUCAAAGAGACUGACCCUUACCUUGUACAGGACUUGGAGCAAUCCAGCUAGGGCCUGGAGAUCCCGCUAACAGCUACCUGUGCUCCUGCCAGUCUGGGGUGUGAACAUAGUCUUACCUUUGUUACUUACGCAGCAACAUAAAGCUGGUUUGAUACGA
This is a messenger RNA of Caretta caretta (loggerhead turtle), 2109 nucleotides long. Its product is annotated as caspase recruitment domain-containing protein 8-like. Gene Ontology annotation, cellular component: canonical inflammasome complex. Gene Ontology annotation, molecular function: protein binding. Gene Ontology annotation, biological process: regulation of apoptotic process. The record is from RefSeq and is a predicted model, not a curated record. Lineage: Eukaryota; Metazoa; Chordata; Testudines; Cheloniidae.